AUGUCAUCUCCGUCGGAUUCCUCUUCGUGCACAUCUGAAAGUGAUCUAAAAAGUUUUACAGUUGACGAAGUGAUUGGGGAAUUGUCUGAAUUUGCGCCGUACGACGACAGUUGCGAACCCCUUGCUACCGAGGAAGAAGCCGCGGACUACAACGAAAGAGUUCAUCGCAAAGAAGAAGAGGAACAACAGUUUCAACGAAGAUAUUCGGGAGAGGUGCCAGCGAAUGAAUGGUAUGGUAUUAUCAUGGAAUGUAGAUUUAUAUUUUUAUUUUCCAAUUUCAACAUACCCGUCGUUAAAUCGUGCGCGUGACGAACGCGACUAUGUGUUUUGUUAAGUUUACAAUUUCCUUGCUAUAUGAUUAGCUGUAGUCCUGAUUUUAUGCGAUAGUUUUAUUGAAGAGGUUAGACAAUUAAUAAUUUUAUACAGACGUAUUUUUCUUGUGUUUGACGAAUUUUUCACAUUACUUUGCAGGUGUUCGUGCUCGAACUGCUCUGUCAGCCUUGUUACAAGAGCGCAGGAGUGCAUUCGCUGCAAAGAGAUCGAUCGCUGCGAAGAGGUCAUGGAAGAAGCCAUUGGAGACCGGACCGUAUGCAUAACCCUCCAUCCAGGGUUUGAAAGCGUCUGCUUAAACCGCCACGUAUUAGAAGUGGCUGCACUGGGCCUAAAAACGCGAGCUGGAAAGUCGUACACAACUGUUCGUGGGCAAAGCAACAAAAGUGAUGAUGAGUAA
Messenger RNA from Porites lobata, 730 nucleotides. The record is from the annotation of a GenBank genome assembly. NCBI's taxonomy places the organism in Eukaryota, Metazoa, Cnidaria, Anthozoa, Scleractinia, Poritidae.